Messenger RNA from Ricinus communis (castor bean), 1518 nucleotides. RefSeq names its product tetraspanin-11-like. The coding region runs from base 459 to 1316 and encodes 285 amino acids. NCBI's taxonomy places the organism in Eukaryota, Viridiplantae, Streptophyta, Magnoliopsida, Malpighiales, Euphorbiaceae. Gene Ontology annotation, cellular component: plasmodesma; plasma membrane. Gene Ontology annotation, biological process: auxin-activated signaling pathway. The record is from RefSeq and is a predicted model, not a curated record. The transcript has 2 exons.
CAAAAUUUUAAAAGUGGACUAUUUGGUCGAUUUUCUUGAGAAAAGAAAAGAAGUGUAUUGUUGUUGAAUUACAGUUUCUGUUAUUUAAUUAUUCUCCAUAAUUACUUUAUCGGCAAAGAAGAACAAAAAAAUAAAUAAGAAAGUAAAACGAGAAAAAUACAAUGAAUUCAAUUUAACAAGCCAAUCAGAAACGUGGUAAUUAUGAGGUCCACCUCACAUAAGCACAGACACUUUAUAGUUUUCAGUUUUUAGAUUUGAGAAAAACUUGGUAUAUAUUUCAACUAAUUAUCUGUUUUAAAAUAUAAAUAUAUAUUAAUUAUUUAUCGACCGCCAUUCUUCCAGUAAAUAUUAGGCACCAUUUUCUUUUCACAUUCCUCUCCAACGUAACCCUAAUUCUCUUCUUCCCAUUCACAAAAAAAAAAAAAAAGAAAAAAAAGAAAAGAAAAGAAGAAACACUUAUGGCUCGUAUAAGCAAUAUCCUUAUCGUGGCAUUGAACGCAAUUUUUCUCCUCAUAGGCCUCUGCCUCAUCAUCUAUGGUAUAAGUUCUCACAUGCAUCACCGCUCCUCCUCCGCCAUCGCCGCUCUCACCGCAUGCCAACAAUUCUUGCUCAAUGCUUUACUAAUACUAGGUGUCUUUGUCGCACUAGUUUCUCUGCUAGGGCUAACUGGUGCAUACCACAAGAGCAACUGGCUGCUUGCUCUUUAUCUGAUUCUCUUGUUUUUUAUGAUUGUUGGGGCCGUCAUUUUCAUGAUUUUCCUGUUCGCUGUCACCAAUGAAACUGCUGGCAAAGUUGUGUCCCAUCGAGGGUUUAAGGAGUACAGGCUCGGAGAUUACUCCCAUUGGUUGCAGAACCACUUUGCUAAAGGGAACAAUUGGGAAAUUUUCAGGAGUUGUUUGGUUGAUUCUCAAGCUUGCAGUGCCUUCAGUAGCGAUGAUAAUGAAGAUCAAGAGCAUGAAGACUUCUUGAAGGCCAAUUUUUCUCCCUUACAGGACGGUUGCUGCCAGCCACCAGCGAAGUGUGGAUUUAUUUACAGGAAUACAACAUUCGGGAUAGAAACAUUAUUCGGGCCUGGGGUAGAUUACAAUGCUGACACUGACUGUAGAAUAUGGAAUGAUAACCAUAACAAGCUGUGCUACAGCUGCAAUUCUUGCAAAGUUGGGUUUCUAGCUACUGUCAGGAAUCAGUGGAGACAUUCAGCGGUUGGCUUAUUAAUUCUCAUUGCCUUCAAAAUCUUGGUCUUCUGUAUUGGUUGCUGUGCUAGAAGGAACAACUCCAUUUAUAAAAGAUAUCCCCAUUACAGGAGCUAUCCUUGAGCUAAUUAUCAUUCAUUACUAUUAAUUUCUCCUCCUGUUUUCUUGGUGCCUUAAUUUUCUUUUUAUCUAGUUCGAGAUUUCUGUUUUUAACAUAUAACUCGAAAUUUCUAAUUAAUUAAGUUUAUUUAUUUUUUUUGUAUAUUUCUAGUUAAUGAUCUAUUAUUCUUCUUUUUAGAUAUUGGCCCUUAAUUAUAUCUAUAAA